Molecule: messenger RNA, 2478 nt
Organism: Tetrahymena thermophila SB210
Lineage: Eukaryota; Ciliophora; Oligohymenophorea; Hymenostomatida; Tetrahymenidae
Product: kinase domain protein
Exons: 2
Biological process (GO): protein phosphorylation
Molecular function (GO): ATP binding; protein kinase activity
Source: RefSeq, a predicted model, not a curated record
AUGGAUUUUUAUAGCAUAUAGGGAAAAAAAGGAAUAUAUCAUGUGUCAAAUCGUAAACUUGGUAGCGGAGCAAUAUCAGAAGUUUAUUAUGGUGAAAACUAUAAACAGGAAAAAGUUGCAAUUAAAAUCGUCAAAAGAGAAUAAUAUGCAGAAAAAAAGUAAAAUCUGUAUUAUUAAAGCGAGUUAGAGGUAUCUAAAUACUUAGCCUCUAAGGUUAAUAUAUAUGAAAACAUAUGCAGAAUUUUUGAUGUCAUUGAAUGCUAAGAUUAGUUCUUUGUAAUUAUGGAAUUUUGCGAAGGUGGGAAUCUUUUAGAUUAUAUUAUGAUGUAAAGUUAAGAAGAUAUAAACAAAAAUAUUCUUGAUAUAGCUUUAGAAAUUGUAAAAGGAGUUUCUUAUUUACACUAAAAUGGGAUUGUUCACAGAGAUUUAAAACCAGAAAAUAUAUAUUUAUAUAAAAAAAGAGUACCUAUUUAUUAUAAUCAGUUUUAAGAUAUUUACAUAUUCAAAAUUGGUGAUUUUGGGCUGAGUAAAUUCUUAAAAUCUAGCAACAAUUCAGUUGUAGGUACCAUUAAUUAUAUGGCUCCUGAAAUAUUAGAGAACAACUAUGGGAAAGAAGUCGAUAUUUGGAGUAUUGGAUGUAUUUUAUAUGAAUUAAAAACUUAAAAAUAAUUAUUUUAUUCACUAAAAAUGGAUUUAAGAGAAAUAAUAUCUUAAAUUAGAGCAUUUAAUUGUUAAAGAAGUAAUGAUAGUAAUAAUAUUGACUACUUGAUUUAAGUUUGUUUGGAAAGAAAUAAUUUAAAUAGAAUAACAAUAGAUAAAUUAUAAACUAAAAUUGAAAAAAUGAAAGAUAAUUUAGAAUAUGAGUUUAUUGAAAAUGAUAAUUCAUAGUUAGAAAUAUUUAAAAAAGAACCUUCACUCAGAAUGACUUAAUUUUAUAGUACAAUUCUAAAAAAAUCUACUCAUCCAUAUGAGCAAAACAUCUUUAAUAAUAAUUAAUUUAACUAAAAUGAUUAAUUAGAUAAUAUUUAAGAUUUAUAAUAAACAUAAGAUUACUAAAAUGUUAAUAUUACUGAAUAUGAAGCCUCUAGAACAGCGAGUUAUUAAGAAAUAAUGCCUUAUGAGACUUAAAGGGAUGAAACUUUUUCUUUAGAUUUAGAAUUAACAAAUGAUUAUUUUAAAGAUAAUAUUGAUUAAAUAAGAUAAUCAGAAUUAAGGAAUUCUUCUAAGUAUUAAUAGGAACCUGAUAUAUUGAAACCAAAAAGAAUAUUUUAAGAAAAUUAAGAUAAAGAGAAAAAUAAUAAAAUAAUUUAAAAUUUUGAAAACAAAUUCCUAAAAGCACUCUUAAAAAGCUAAGAUUAUUUAUAAGCAAUAGCAGAAAUAAAUAUAUUACUAGACCAAAUAAAGACAUAAUAUCUGGAAUAGUAUUUAAGUAAAAUAAUUGAAACAAUUCUCAUAAAUAAUAAUAAUAUAGAAAAGGAGUAUCAACAGCAAUAAUGUAACUCAAGUAUAAUAAAAAACUAAAAUAAAUAAGGUAUUACUAAAAUAUAAGAGGAAGAAUUUAUAUUUUAAAAGAUAGAAAAUUAAUCCCUCAAAUAGAUAAAAAAAAUUGUUUAAUUUUCUUUUGAUCAAUCAAAAAUGUUAAUGUCAUAGAACUAGAACUCUGCUUAAAGAUUAAAUUCUUUAUAAAAUAAAUCUUUAAGCAAAAUUGACUAUCUAAUUUCAAGCUAAGUUAAUUCUGUUAAAAGGACUUCUUAACUAAAUUUGUUUGAAAAUAAUUUCACAAGACAAAGAGUAUUUAGUAUAAAUACUAUCUCAUUAUCAUCUUUUAGUAUAGAUAGAAGAGAUAUAUUAAAUAACUUGGAUUUAAAAUAUAAUAUUUUUAUUUAGCUUAUUAUAAACUAGAUAUACGACACAAUCAAUUUACAAUAGUUUCUUAUUUUUCUAAUUUAUUGUACAAUUAGUAAACAUAUCAAUGAAUAAUUACCAGGUGAUAAGAGAAUUACAUACAAAGAAACAUAAAAUUAUACCAAAAAAAACUAUCCUUAUUGUAGCCUAAUAUUUUUGAUGAUGUUUAAUAAAAUAGUUUAAAUUAUAAAAUCUAAAUCCAGAAUUAGCGACUCAAGUUUAGGAAACAUUAAGCAAGAAGCUUUCAAGAUAUUUAAAAUUUUGAUUAAGGAAAUAGAAAUCUAUUAAAAUUUUGUUGAAUUCAUAGACGAUUAUUUUAAAUUUAUCCAAAACGAAAAAGAUAAAAAAAAUAAAUAUAUUUUUUUUGAUCAAGAAAUUAUCCAAUUACAAUUAGACUCUUAGUAAAGUAUACAGCUGAUUGAGAAAGAUCCUCUCAAAGUUGUCUAUUUUUAUAUAGAUAAUAAAAAUUAGCAAGGAAAUAUUCUCAUGUCUCAAACUUAAGAAUAAAUUUUUUUUUCUUAAAAAUAUUCAAACAUAGAAUAAAGUAUUUAUAAAUAAAAAUCUAAAAUUUGA